Messenger RNA from Labeo rohita (rohu), 8829 nucleotides. RefSeq names its product LRAT domain containing 1 (gene lratd1). Bases 184 to 966 code for a protein of 260 amino acids. The record is from RefSeq and is a predicted model, not a curated record. The transcript is spliced from 2 exons. Lineage: Eukaryota; Metazoa; Chordata; Actinopteri; Cypriniformes; Cyprinidae.
AAAGUGUUAAGAGAAUCCAGUGUACCUUAGAGGACACGUAAGGGGGAGGCGAACGCGUUUUGUUUUGGAGACCUUGCGGGAUACACACAGCACAAGCACCGAUGGAGAGAAGGGACCAUUAGCCAUAGUCCUGGGGAAAUACGCAGAAGCAGUAUUCCAUGUCUCUUCUCUGCCCUGUUAUUGAUGGGAAACCAACUGGACCGGAUCACCCACCUGAACUACAGCGAGCUACCCACCGGGGAUCCAUCGGGCAUCGAGAAGGACGAGUUGCGUGUUGGCGUGGCGUAUUUCUUUUCCGAUGAGGAGGAAGAGCUGGACGAUCGAUCGCAGUCGGACAGCUUUAAAGACAACAACAGCCCGAGCAAAGACGGUCCGGUUGCGCUCAACGAGAUCGAGUACUCGGCAUUCUGCUGCCAGGAAUGUAUAUACUCCAAACUGCGAGAGAACGAGGACCUGAAUGUUUAUUCGGUGAAAACUUUAUUGACCAUGUGCAAACCCGGGGAUCUACUGGAGUUAGUGGCCAACGCACAACCCCCGCACUGGGCGAUCUUUGAAGGGGAGGACCAGGUUAUUCACCUCUACAAGGGGGAGAUCCGCAAGGACAGCUUGUUUGAGAUCAGCUGCGGUCGGCAGGGCAGGAUAGUGAACAAUCGGUACCGCUACCGACCGCUGCCAGCUGAUUUGGUGAUGCAGAACGCGAGCGGGCACGUGGGGCUCAGCAGCGGCGAGAUUUGCUGGACGAACUCGGAAAGUUUCGCAGCCUGGUGCCGUUUCGGCAAGCGGGAGUUUAAAGCGGGCGGGGAGGCGCACUCGGUCGAGCAGCGUUACUUUCUCAAGGUGCACCUGUCCGAGAGCACCGCGCACACGCUCAUGUUCCGCAGCCUGGAGGAGAUGAUACGCGAGAGACGGCGCGUGGACGCCAGCGGCAUUCUGAAGGAGCUGUCGCUGGUGACCGGCAAGGAAUGAGCGCUUAGGACUCUCUGCAUGCCUUGAGCAAGGGCUGCUUACCUUUAUUUCAGGACUUUGGGAGGGUUGUGCGUAUUUGUGUGAACAUGUUUUGGCAAAGACAACGCCCCUUUUGGUUGUGCCGUGAGAACCGAUGGCCCCACUAAAGUCACCCUGUACCUUUAAAAAGGAAAAAGAUAAAACAUAAGGUGAGCCCUCAUCACAGAUCGCCCAUGAACUGAUACAGCCCCCUCAAAUUCGCACCCGAGCCCUGCUGCGGCAGAUGGUGACCACGAUGCGUUCAUAUGUCUGUGGCAAGCCGUUUUGACAUUUAUUCCUUAAGACUAACUAGCAUUUGUUUUUGUUGCCAACACUCAUUAAUCAUCAGUUACUAAUCAAACAGUUUCUAGUAUCUCUUCAAGUUAAACAGAGACCAGAAGCGCCUAUUCCAGUUGUUACUAGUAACAUUUUAAUCGUGCUAGUGAGAACUAUAAAGAAGCCAUUCUGACUAGUCAUUGCAUAUAAGCGAAAAGCAAAUGUUAAUAGUGAGAUGAAGAAUGUUACUUGUAACAUUUGAGAUCAAUAGGUGCUACUAUCUGAUUAGUAGCUUCUAGUACCUAAUGAAUGGCUACCAGUCAAACUGGAGUUGAAGAGUUCAUAUCUGAACCACAGAUCCAAAAGGCACUAGUAAAAUCGAAAAAGACACUACUGGACUACUUCUAUUUAAAAUAAGUACUGGUAACCUAAAAGCAUACACUAGUUGGUUUAAAGGAAUAAAGGUAAAACGGCUUGCCACAUGUCUCUAAUUUGACUGAACUCCAGAGCUUUAAUAUUAAACGUGGAGCUCCGUUAUUGCGCAUCUGUCCAGCUGCAUUAGUCCCUCCAAACCCCUACAGGCGACAACACACGAGCCUUUGUUUUCAUUCUGUUACCAACAAACGCAGCGAACAUUCUUCUGUUUUUGGAGUCCAUAUUUUUGUAUUUCAGUUAGUACGUUAAAAAAAACUGUUUUUAUUUAAAUAAACGUAGAUUGCCCUAUGAAAACUGCGUUGGUCUCUAGCUCUUUUUCAUACUGUUUUGCCUGCGUACAAAUGCAAUAAGCGAACACGUGCUGGCUGAGGCAGUCUCACGCAAGCGCCUAACCGAUGCAUUAUAAUUCACACAAGAACCUUCUGUAGUGUUCACAGUAUCGACCAUUCCUUCAUUUGAUUUUUGAUGGAUUUAUUUCCCGCCAGCAGGGCAGUCGUUUGUUAUCAUUGCUGCAUUAGUAUGCCUUAUGGGCAGCUGUUGAUGCAUGGACAUGGUGUCCUUUUGUUCCUGGCUUGUUAUGGUUGAUGAUCAUCAGCAUGUUUCUAACUUUGGAAACAUAGGAGACACUUCAGUCGCACCUGCAAAUAUUUCAUUCUGUAUUCCGUCCAUGUACUUAUACAUUGCACGUUUAUGACUGCUCUAAUCCAUACAUCCAGAUUAACUGCAGUCUCCAUUUUUGGCUGCAAGGUUUGCAUUAAGUAAUGGGAGAGCUGUGUAUAUGUGUGUCUGUGCGCAUAGACACUCUAGCACCAGUAAAUAUGGUCAUGCUCUGUUUGCUUUCCUAUUAGAGGCUGUAGGCUGCAGCUGGGAUCAUUUAUGCUUUAUGUUCAGUGAGGCUUGAUUGGCCCGCAGGUCUGUGUGGCUGGACUCUUUACAGAGCUGGUGCUGGCCAACACUAACAAGUCAUUCUGAAAAUCGGUUUGUACCUAAUGCAAAGCUGAAGUCCAUUUUUAGCAGGUUCACAUUUGUGUUGCAGGUUAUGAGGUUGUCAAGCACAAUGCGCUUAUGGAGUUACAUACUGAACUGAUGAUUAUUUCUCCCUGUGCUGUUAAUAAUUUAGUUGAAUAUUUACUAGAUUUAGCAGGCCAAUUCCUGUAGUGUGCACACUCUUUUACGGUUUAUUCUUUGUGUGACUAUUCCAGGUCAAACUGUUAAUCAUAUAUCUACAUCAUGCACAACAUGUUGUGUCAGGUGUGUCAGUUUGAGUCGUUAAUAUGGAAAGCGGAGCAAUUGUGCAAGUGAAUGAAUGAAAACAAGUGGGACAGGUUUCUAACGGCUUGGGAAAGCCUGCUCACAAAGCGUCCGAUGAGUUCAUCGUAGAUGUUACAGACAGGCGAAAUUACUAAAUGACUGCAGCAAAUUUUCCUGUCUUAUCCACAACCCAGUUUAACCAGAUGAUUAAUGAGAUGAAACAGUAUUGCGUUCAAUUUGGAUUUUUUUUUUAGUGCAAAUGAAGCCACUUUCACAGAAAAGAAGCACUAUGUUAUUUGUCUGGCAUCAUAAAUAAUGUGCUUUACUGUCCAUGGAAAGCAGUUAUUAAAUAAUGUUAUUAAAAAUAGAUAGUUAUAUACAUUUUCCAUUGUUUACGGCAUAAGUAAUUUAUCAAAUUAUAGAGAAAAACACUAUAAGUAGGCUUUUAUAUCAAGCACAUUCAUAUUGGUGGAACAAUGGUGUACGAUCACCGUUAAGUCUGUCAGAUCGUGGUAUUCCCAGGCAUUUUCCACCACAUAAAACUUCGUACUGCCCUGCAAGCCUUGUUAGUAUGUACUUUGACACUGUACUGACAAGUACGGUUGAGAAAUCCCAGACAGUAAUACUCACACGCUCAUUUUCUUUGGCUCAGAACAUGUCAUCGCCAUUGUCUCUCCACCACAUUGUUGUUCGCCAAUCCCAGCAGCCCCAGUAACCCAGUUUUUCACUAGACGAUUUGUGGGAUCCCCUUCCUUGACAUUACCCCCCCACCCCCGCUUCAUUUUCCCGUUCUCUGAGCCUGACAAUCUGUCACCUGUACCUGUUUUUUUUUUUUUUUUUCUAAUGCUGGAAAUUUAGGAUAGUGGGGCAGCGGGCUAUAUGUGGAGAAUUAGGACAGGAGUGAAGGAGCGAUGGGCUGAGGGAGUAGAUGUUGCCAACAUGAGCUGAACAGAAUAUCUUUAGCCUGAAACAAAGUCUGCCUCUCAGUGAUAUGCCAUAUGUGUGCCGUCCUGUGUGUGUGUGUGUGUGUGUGUUUGUGUGUGUAUAUAUGUGUGUCUGUCACACUUCGUAACCUGUUACUGGGGAAACCUCAGCCAGUCAUUUAGCUUGCGUCCACUGAAUAUUGUUUUACUUAAAGCAUGGAAAGAGGAUGAAUGCAUAUCCAGUGUUUUUAAAGGAGAGCUUGUUGGUUUUGCAUUGAUUAAAGAACGGUAAUGUAUUUUCUUUUGCUGAGGGAGAAUUAUGCAUAGCAUCUGUGCUUCUCAGAAAUCCUGCUUCUCUUUCAGACUCGAUCGGAUAUACAUUUAAACCAACGAGCUAGCUGAUAAUCUGGCUUCAGGAGUAAAGGAGGAAUUUAGUGUGUGUGUGUGUGUGUGUGUGUGUGUUUUCUUUUUGUCAAUUACAUUUCAUAGCAGUUUUAAAGAAUUUGUCUUGAUCUAAUAUUGCUGAAGUGAAGGUUUUUGGUGUACUAAGAAGAAACUACCUUGAGUUUUUGAAUGUAAUAUUCUGGUCCAGGAGUGUCGCUUGACCCUUUUUCCUGGGGUACAAGCUGCAGUGAAAUGCCACGGUGUAGGGUAGAACAGGGGCUAAAGGCACCCCGGGGUAAAAGGCGCCUUUGAUAUUAUUUUCCUCUAAACCACUAGAUGGCAGAAAAAUGUGGCGUAGCACUUUCCAAAACAUUCGCUUUACAACAUACACGUGUAAAAUUGUCUGAUACUUGACGCGAUCGCAGGCAACUGCGCAAAGUCGAUUCUGUGCUUACUUGAUCUAAUAUUUCACGUUUUAAAACAUGUCAUAGAUGUAAGUAGCAAAUGAGAAUUGUUUUGCUAAAAUUAUUCAAUAUAUCUUAAGACAAAGGUCUUAAUGAUUUUCAGUUUCGUUUAAGAAAAUUAAAACAGAAGUUUUUUAAAUAACGAAAGAAUAUGUACAAGUAUGGUAUUUGGGCUAAAAAGCGCCCUUGCUGUUGGGGCUAAAAGGCACAAUAAUUAACAUGAUAAUUAAUAGAAGGCUGACUUUUCCAUUUGUUGAUAUCAUAUAUUAUGUUGAGUGUCCAUCUUAGAGAUGGUUACGAUGUUUAGAAAGAAACCAUCAUAUUUGAAAACAUGCUAUAAAUCGUAUCGUAUAAUAAAAUACUGUUUGUUGUUACUACUGUAAAUCUAUAUUAAAUUAUUAUGGGAUCUCCUUCAGUGCUAUCAGAAUCUUUACAUUUUAAAAUUAUUUUGUUUUUGUAUUUUAAAAUAUGUUUUAUAUCAACACAUUUUAAAGACCGUAUAUUUAUUGAAUAAAAAAAUAAUAAUUUUAUUUAUUAAAACAAGUAGAAAAUAGUACAAACUUUGCUAAAGUGAUUGCUUUGAACAAGUAUUAACUUAUACAUUAUAUAAAAAACACAUUAUUUUAGCUAAAGUAUUUGUAUCAAUACUGUGAGCCUUCUACCCCACGCAUGUGGGGGUAAUGUAUUGCCACCUCAUGCAUUUAUGAGAUUUUUAAACAAACUUGUAUGAUAUAUUUUCACAAAAAAUCUGUUCCUCCAUAAAUGAUCAAUAGAAACGUAUGUGUUUUUCUGCAAUCAUACACUUUGGGCACAGUAAAAAUUACUUUUUUUUUUCUUAGGGGAUGCCUUUAGCCCCGUUGUACCUUACUGAUAAAAUAUUGCGGUAACAAUAAGGUUAAUUUUUUAACAACAUUAGUUAACAUGAACUAACAAUGAACAUUGUGUAAACUUUAUGUGAGCUAACAUGAACAAACAAUGAGCAACUGUAUUUUUAUGAACUAACAUUAACAGAUUAAAAGAUUUAAAAAAAGUGUAAUGUAUUAUUCAUAGUUCGUUCAUGAAAGUUAAUACGUUAACAAAUGACACCUUACUGUAAAGUCUUACCAGUGUUGCUGAUAAAUCAUGUGUCAGUUGGACUGACGUAUACUGACUUGUGAAUCAUUUUAUCUGGUAAUAUUUCAGCCGUCAAGUCUUGUAUGUUUUCUAUCAGCUGUUUAGAAUCAGAACUAGCGAAGCCAGAUUCGUGAAUAACUCUUUUGGUCUAAUCAGUCAAAUGGGUUAGCAGAAAUGUCGAAAUCGUUCGGCCAGUUUGCUUCCAUUGGACAGUUCACAUACGCACUGACAUGUUUGUAGUGGUUUCUCACACUGAAAUAGUAACAGGAUUUACUAUUUUUAGGAUUUACAAGAAUUAUAAGAUACUAAAGAAUUAUAAGAUACUAAACAAAAGCAUUGCAUUGCAUUGUAGCAAACGAAACUUGCAAAUGUCUUCUAUUGGUUGUCAGUGACAAAGCUCAUAUCCCAAACAGUAGCACAAAAAGUCUCAAAAUACGAAAAAAUAAAGAAAUUUGAUGGGUAGCCUGUGUUGCAGUACUGAUAAAAGGCUAGAAAUGCCCCAUUAUGGCUUUUCCUAUUAUUACUUUUUUCCCCUCCCAAUAUUCAGUUUCCUAUCCACAAAUUUCCUACGCCCCAUGAGGCUUUGCAUCAAAAGUGGGAGCGUCUUCCAGUUCGUAGUAAACUGGUGGGAUGUGACAUUCAUUCAUUCAACAGUUGACAGUAGUGAUGGGCAAAUAAAGCCUCGUGAAGCACUGACAUUUUCCUCUGAGUGUUUCGGGAAAAGAUUCAAAGCUUCCAGUUGUUUCGAAAACAGCACAAUCUGGUGGUUAAUAAAAAAAAAAUAAACCGGCCAAAAGCCUGGGAAAGAAACACUGUUGGGCGAAACAUUCACAACACAUUCCACAGAUCGACUCGAUACAGGCACAGAUAUAAGUCUAACAGUGUGUGUGUGUUUGUUGAAUUUCUGUCUCUGAUAAAUUCAUUUACCCUUAAACUGCGGCAUUAAAUGCUGGUACGAAUAUCUAUUUGAACUAAUAGAAGAAUAAUGUACACAUGAAGUGCAUACAUUAUGGCAAAUAUUUAAAUUUCCUGAAAUAAUCUGUAUUUUUCACAUUACUUGUAUGACUGUGUAUUUAAAAAUAUAAAUUAAUAAGUAAGAUCUGGAGGUUCAAACCAACACACAAAUUGAAUCGCGAAUUGAGGCUUGAUCUGCCACACCGCUUAACACAAACUCCGAUGCCUCGGUUCAAAUGUCACAUCACUAGUUAAUAGUCAUCCAAGUUUUAGCGAUUCAAACUUGCUAAUGAUGUGAGAGCACAACUUCGAACAGCACAUGUUGUCCCUGAGCACGUAACAACAUCUCUCAUAAAGGUUUGCAACUUUACAAAGUAAACAAAGAUCUGAAAAACACUUAGCUUCUCACUAAUUAAUACACAAAAUACCAUUGGUAUAACACUACUGCCGCCUCACCGGAAGUUGUUCCCACAGUCUUUUUUACAGUAGCGCCCCUCGAAAACAGCUUUUAAAAAAAGCAUUAAUGUUCAUUUGAAUCACAGCUUUUAAAUGAAGAGUCAAAGCCACUGUGAGUCGCUGUAGUGGAUGAAAUUAAAUGGAAAAAGUGAAAUGCGCAAAAGAGAUCUUUCAGUCUCUCUAACAGGUUUACAGCAGUUUCAGUAGUGAUUCAAGUAUAUUAUUGCAGUGUAUUGAAUUGUGACCGAGUUGGCUGUAUUUCAAUAUUGUUUUAGACUUUCCUUGAAGUACCUUUGAAUACCACACCAUGUAAAUACUGUGGUUUAUAAAUAUGUGAUCAUUCAGUACUAUGCUAGAUAUAAUGGUGUGCCAAAAAUGGUCUGGGGUGGUAUUAUAAGACCCAUCCAUAUGUUUCUUCCCCAUACAGAUGAAGAUAAUCAUCUUUAAAUCUCUAUAGCACAUCCAUAAUGAUUCUGUACUGCUAAGGGUUCAUUGAGAUGGACUCACUGUAGCAGGACAUAGUGAUUCGGUCAGAGCUACAGUGUAUAGGGGAUCCUUAGAGAGUAGAUUAGACUCUAGGUCAUAUCAUAUUAUAGGCUCUUUUUAUAAUGCCACAGCAUAAUGCGCCACAUUGCAGAAUUCAGCAAAUUCUGUUUCACGCUUCUAAGCGAAAGACCGCUGCUGGCUGUGAAAGAGCGCUGUCUGAUAAAAAUUCAAGCAGAGUUCCAGAAAGCAUCUACAAUGACUCAACAAAAUCAACAUAUAGUGCGUGAGGCGAACAGCCAGCUAAGACUUGCAUUUUAAAUAGCAGAAAACUUGAUUUUUUCCCUAUCGAUCAUCACAUCAGAGCGUGUGCACCAGACCUGUUUUGAAAGCCAGAAACGGCCACUGGACGCCGUCUGAGAUGUUGUGCCACCUGUAGAACAAUGAGGUAGAUUGUUUACGCAACCCCCAACAGCCUCAUUAUGUUAAUGCUUUGUGUUCUUGUGCGAGUCCCUGCUGACCCCGACAGUCUCCCCCGCUCCCUUUCUUUUUAUGUUUACUCGGCUCCUACUAGGCUCACAUUGGCUUACGCUGGGCCACGCCAAAGUUCUUGGUCUGUACCCAAUUACUGCAAAAGUGUUCGCUCCUCUUGCUGUCUCCCUCUACACCGUACAGUGAACACGGACAGCGACGGCAUGGGAAAAACAACCUGCCUCAUGAAAAAUGACAGCUCUCCUUUAAAAAAAUGAAGCAAUCUCUCACCAAUCUCUCUAAGGUUUGGAUCAGAAGAGGCCUGUUUCUUUUGUGAGGGGAACUGAGACUUGGUGUAGUUUUGGCUGAGGAAAAAUGGAGAUUUCACAGCUGCUAGUGAGAUACACUGUAGCAUUGUAGAUUGUGGUCCUAUAAGAAAGUAAUGUCACAUGAGAUCUAAUAUCUUCUAAUAUCUAAUAUCUAAUAUCUGAUAAUAGAUUUGUAAUUUUUUCAGGUAAACUGUCUCUUUAAAGGAGAAGUCCACUUCAAGAACAACAAUUUACAGAUAAAGUACUCACCCCCUUGUCAUCCAAGAUGUUCAUGUCUUUCUUUCUUCAGUCGUAAAGAAAUUUUAU